Syzygium oleosum is the source of this 1830-nucleotide messenger RNA. Its product is annotated as cytochrome P450 89A2-like. Gene Ontology annotation, molecular function: heme binding; oxidoreductase activity, acting on paired donors, with incorporation or reduction of molecular oxygen, NAD(P)H as one donor, and incorporation of one atom of oxygen; iron ion binding. The transcript has a single exon. NCBI's taxonomy places the organism in Eukaryota, Viridiplantae, Streptophyta, Magnoliopsida, Myrtales, Myrtaceae. The record is from RefSeq and is a predicted model, not a curated record. Gene Ontology annotation, cellular component: membrane. Bases 201 to 1754 code for a protein of 517 amino acids.
CUAUCCCACGCUUCCAAACCAUGAAGUUUCUUCGGCAGCACUUCAAGACCCAUUAUAUAUUGGACCUCCCUCAGUCGACAUUUACAAAGGUACAAAAUGGAGAGAUUUGUCAAGAUGAACAAGAGCGACCUCUCCACCGGUGACUAGGUCGUCAUCCAAUCUCCAAUCUUAUAUGAACAAGAGCGACCUUUCGGCAAAACAUGGAUCUCUGGUUCCUCAUCCUCGUCGCCCUCUCCGUCGCCGCCCUCGUCCGAGCCACCGUCAACCUCCUCUCUCCCGCCGCCGACAAGAAGAGCCUCCCGCCGGGCCCCCUCACCUUCCCGGUCGUCGGCAACUUGCUAUGGCUCCGCAAGUCCUCCUCGGAGCUCGAGCCCGUCCUCCGCUCCCUCCACGCCCGCCACGGCCCCAUGGUCACCCUCCACAUCGGCUCCCACCCCGCCGUCUUCGUCUCCUCCCGGGCACUCGCCCACCAGGCCCUCGUCCACCGCGGCGCCGUCUUCGCCGACCGCCCGCCGCCCCUGCCCAUCCGCCGCAUCCUCACCUCCAACCAGCACAUCAUCAGCUCCGCCUCCUAUGGCCCCACCUGGCGCCUACUCCGCCGGAACCUCACGGCGGAGAUCCUCCAUCCCUCACGCGUCCGGUCCUACUCCGGCGCCCGCGCGUGGGUCCUCGACAUCCUCGUGGCGGAGCUCAAGUCCCAGCCUGGUGGCGUCGUCCGCGUUGUCGACCACUUCCAGUACGCCAUGUUCUGCUUGCUGGUCCUCAUGUGCUUCGGAGACAGGCUCGAGGAGCAGCAGAUUAAGCAGAUCGAGGGGGUUCAGCGACGGUUGAUUCUGGGUGCGCGGCGGUUCAACGUGCUCAAUUUCUGGCCGCGGCUGACCAAGCUCGUGCUCCGGAAGCGGUGGAAGGAGUUCUACGAGCUCCACGAGAAUCGGAAGCGCGUCCUCGUCCCGCUCAUCAGAGCUCGAUCCAAGCCCAAGCGAGAGCAGCUGAGCAAAGCCAAGGAGGACGGGAAUGACGGCGACGGCGAUUGGAUCUUAUCGUACGUGGACACGCUCCUGGACCUGGAGCUGCCGGAGGAGAAGAGGAAGCUGGAGGAGGACGAGAUAGUGAGCCUCUGCAAUGAGUUCCUCAACGCCGGUACCGACACGACGUCCACGGCGCUGCAGUGGAUCAUGGCCAACUUGGUCAAGUACCCAGAAAUCCAACAGAGGCUCUACGAUGAUAUCAAAUCAGUCGUGGGACACGGGGUGGAGCGAGUGAAGGAGGAGGACCUGCAGAGGAUGGGUUACCUGAAGGCGGUGGUGCUGGAGGGGCUGCGCCGCCACCCGCCGGCGCACUUCGUGGUGCCGCACGCUGUGACGGAGGACACGGGGCUGGGCGGGUACGUGAUCCCCAAGGACGGGAGCAUCAACUUCAUGGUGGCGGAGAUGGGUUGGGACCCGGAAGUCUGGGAGGACCCGAUGGCGUUCAAGCCCGAGAGGUUCUUGAACUGCGAAGAAGAAGCCGGGGGGUUCGACAUCACGGGGAGCAGGGAGAUCAAGAUGAUGCCGUUUGGGGUGGGGAGGAGGAUCUGUCCCGGAUACGGGCUUGCGAUGCUGCACUUGGAGUACUUCGUGGCGAACUUGGUGUGGCUGUUCCAGUGGAGGUCGGUGGCGGGCGAAGAGGUGGACCUGUCGGAAAAGCAGGAGUUCACCAUAGUGAUGAAGAACCCUUUGAGGGCUCAGAUUUGUCCCAGGAAUUCUGGCACCUGAAAUUUGGGAACAUGUAUCUAUGUACACUGUUGCCUUCUCAAUAAAAUUUCCAUUAAUGAACACUCUUCUUCUGCUC